UUCCGGGCUGGAGUAGUCAGGGCCGGGCUGGGGCGAGCGUUUCCCAGCGGCUCCCUGCUGCCUCCGGGGAAGCGUGUGGCGAGGCCCGGGGACGGCUCUGCAGCGCGAGACCCGUUCCGUCACGGAGGCCCCUUCGCUCCCGCCGCCAUUGUUGCCGUGUGGCCUUUCGGGCCGUUCGGGCUGCACGGUGACCGGGCCCCAGCGACAGGAUCUCUUACUCAUUCCUGCAAGUCUAGGCUCAGAAUUUACAACUAAAGCUGUUAACUUUACCUCGGCUUUGUUCUGCCUCUGGUUGCUGAAACCCUUGAUGUCUUUGUGGCUGUAGCAUGAGACUUCAAGCAAUUGCCUCCUUACUGGAGAAAUAAAAGAUUGCCAGAUUUACUCUCCUGUUGGUAGCAAUGUUAGCCUCAAGGAAAAUGAUGACCAGUUCUUCACGCUCUCAAAUCCUUCUAAUGUGGAAAUCAGACAAGGCUCAAAGUAGACCCCACAAUGUUGAUAAGCAAGCCCUUACUGCAAGACUCUUUCGUGACACUGAGACUUGUCGACAAAAUUUUAGGAAUUUUCCAUACCCAGACCUGGCUGGUCCUCGAAAAGCAUUAAGUCAACUCCGGGAGCUCUGUCUCAAGUGGCUGAGACCUGAGAUUCACUCCAAGGAACAAAUUCUGGAACUAUUGGUGCUGGAGCAGUUUCUGACUAUCCUGCCUGGUGAGGUUAGGACUUGGGUAAAGUCCCAGUAUCCAGAGAGCAGCGAGGAAGUGGUGACUCUGGUGGAGGAUUUGACUCAGAUCCUAGAAGAGGAAGCCCCUCAGAACUCUGUCCUUUGCCAGACCCCAGAAGAAGACCCCAGACAUGCUUUCCAGGCAGGGUGGUUCAAUGACUUGGUGACCAAAGAAUCAAUGACAUUCAAAGAUGUAGCUGUGGACAUCACCCAAGAAGACUGGGAACUAAUGCGUCCUGUACAGAAAGAAUUGUACAAGACUGUGACGUUACAGAACUAUUGGAACAUGGUUUCUCUAGGACUGACUGUGUACAGACCAACUGUGAUUCCCAUAUUGGAAGAGCCAUGGAUGGUGAUAAAAGAAAUUUUAGAAGGCCCUAUUCAAGAAUGGGAAACUGAAGGACGAGCCUGCACUACAGUAGAAAAUAUUCCUAAAUUCAAACAAGAUGGAACCCAGACCAUCAAGAUGGAAGAAUCAUAUGACUAUGAUGACAGAUUGGAGACAUAUACAACCUAUACCUUUGGGAAAUCCCACACUAAUGAAAGAAAUUUCAGUUUGAAGUCAGUCUUUUCUGAAGAAGAUCCUACAGAAGAGUAUCUUAGUAAAUAUGAUAUAUAUAGAAAUAAUUUUGAAAAUCAUUCAAACCUAAUUGUACAGUUUGAUACCCAGUCAGAUAAUAAAACUUUUAUGUAUAAUGAUGGCAAGGCAACCUUCAGUAAUGUCUCAUAUGAUAUUGUACAUGGGAAAAUACUUCCUGGAGAGAAGCCUUAUAAGUGUAAUGGGUGUGGGAAAAAAUUCAGAAAAUACCCAUCCCUCCUGAAACACCAAAGUACCCAUGCCAAAGAGAAAUCUUAUGAAUGUGAAGAAUGUGGAAAAGCAUUCAGGCAUAUUUCAUCCCUCAUUGCACAUCAGAGAAUGCAUACUGGAGAAAAACCAUAUGAAUGCCACCAGUGCGGUAAAGCCUUCAGCCAGCGUGCACACCUUACUAUACACCAGAGAAUCCAUACUGGAGAGAAACCCUAUAAGUGUGAUGACUGUGGAAAAGACUUUAGUCAGCGAGCACACCUUACUAUCCAUCAAAGGACACAUACUGGAGAGAAACCAUAUAAAUGUUUGGAAUGCAGUAAAACCUUCAGCCAUAGUUCAUCACUAAUUAAUCAUCAGAGAGUUCAUACUGGAGAAAAACCUUAUAUAUGCAACGAAUGUGGGAAAACCUUCAGUCAGAGUACACACCUUCUUCAGCAUCAAAAAAUACAUACUGGAAAAAAACCAUAUAAAUGCAAUGAGUGCUGGAAAGUGUUUAGUCAGAGCACUUACCUUAUUCGACAUCAAAGAAUUCAUUCUGGAGAGAAGUGUUACAAAUGUAAUGAAUGUGGAAAAGCCUUUGCUCAUUCCUCAACUCUUAUUCAACAUCAAACAACUCAUACUGGAGAGAAAUCCUAUAUAUGUAAUGUGUGCGGGAAAGCCUUCAGUCAGAGUGCAAACCUUACUCAACACCAUAGAACACAUACUGGAGAGAAACCAUUUAAAUGUAGUGUGUGCGGGAAAGCCUUCAGCCAGAGUGUGCACCUGACACAACAUCAGAGGAUUCAUAAUGGAGAAAAACCCUUUAAAUGCAAUAUAUGCGGGAAAGCAUAUAGGCAAGGUGCAAAUCUUACUCAGCACCAAAGGAUUCAUACUGGAGAGAAACCCUAUAAAUGUAAUGAAUGUGGGAAAGCUUUCAUUUAUUCCUCAUCACUUAAUCAACACCAGAGAACUCAUACAGGAGAGAGACCCUAUAAAUGUAAUGAAUGUGACAAAGAUUUUAGCCAGAGAACAUGCCUUAUUCAACACCAGAGAAUUCACACAGGAGAGAAGCCCUAUUCAUGUCGUAUAUGUGGUAAAUCCUUUACCCAGAGCACAAACCUUAUUCAACAUCAGCGUGUUCAUACAGGUGCCAAACAUCGCAAAUAAUGCAUGUAGGAGACUUCACUUAGGUUUUCCAAUCUGGUUACAGAAAUUUCAUGCUGUGUGCUCUGUGUUAAACAUUCAAAAGAAAUCCCCAAAAGUGCAAUAUUUGUUAAAUAUCAUAGUAUCAUAAAUAACAGAAUUAGUAGCAUGGGUAUAAUCCAUUUGAAUUUAAUAUUAAAUUUAAUAAGGAAGGUUAGUUAACUUCUUAAUCUUUAUUUGUUAUCAGUUCAAGUCAUUCCAGGAAAAAAAAAACUGUAAAAGGUUAAAAAUCUAGUUUGUCAACUUUUGCUAUAUUUCAAGUAUCUUAUUGAGGCCUUAUGAAUGUAACUUGGAAGUGUCCAUCAAGUAGAGAUUUCACACUAGAAAAUACCUUGGGAUUAUAGAAAAGACAAAGCUGCUAUGGGGCCUUUUUCUUCCCAUCUUGAAGCCUUAAAAUAUGUAGAAGGUCUUCUCCUUUUAUAUUUCUCCUAUUCCUGUUAUGCUUACUGCCAGGUGGAGCCAGUAUAUAUGAAGGGAAAAAUGUUGAAAGCAUCUUAAGUUCUAUAUAACCACUGUUUAAUUAUACUUUCCCUCAAAUACCAAAAUAAUGAGGAGCUUAGUGAAAGUGAUCAGAUAGGGUAAAUUAGUGUAUAUAAACCCUUAAUUUAUGUACAGACUUACACAGGCAAAAAUUAAACAUUCCAAACUAAAUGUUCACAAGUUAGCCUUAGUUUCACUUGGUUUUGACAUCCAAGGUCUUCCUGAAGGAAAGAAUGUAUAUGAUUACAUUUAUUUUACCUGACUCCUAAAUUCAUAACCUAAGUUUCCCCCUUGGCUCUUUUACUGUAGGAAAGCCAUUUUGUCCAUGGAAACAUAUUUCCUGAGUGCCUCCUGUACUCAGGUCCCACACUUGAUUGGAUAAUUCCGGAGCUUGUUAUAGUGCCGAAAUCACAGCUGAAUUAAGCAACAGACCGCUCUUUAGAGUAUUGAGAAGUAAUAUUAAUUACUUUGGCAUAAAUGAAACAUUAAGAAGCCUGCUAAAGUGGAUUGUCAAACCAAGGGAACAAUGAAGAUAUAUAAACGCAGAUAUAUAAAUGUAAAUAAUGACCAAAAUAAGAAGUGAAAAUUAGAUUUGAGUUCACUGUAGAGUGAGGGAAAAAUCAAAGUGAAAACUUACAAGGAAAGAGAAGACAUGGGCCUGGUAAAAACAUGAAAUAUAAUUUGAUUU
Messenger RNA from Perognathus longimembris pacificus (Pacific pocket mouse), 3876 nucleotides. It is a transcript of the gene Znf287, whose product is annotated as zinc finger protein 287. Gene Ontology annotation, molecular function: DNA-binding transcription repressor activity, RNA polymerase II-specific. The record is from RefSeq and is a predicted model, not a curated record. NCBI's taxonomy places the organism in Eukaryota, Metazoa, Chordata, Mammalia, Rodentia, Heteromyidae. Gene Ontology annotation, biological process: negative regulation of transcription by RNA polymerase II. The transcript has 6 exons. The coding region runs from base 399 to 2672 and encodes 757 amino acids.